GUGUGUGUGUGGCUGGCGUGUCACAACAGAAGGCUACAAGCGAGGAACAGGAGGAACAACCUCUAGCUUUUCUCAUAUCAGAGUCUGAUGUUCGGCUGAUGCAAAGCUGUUUAAUUUCCUAUUUUUCCAUGUUAGUUUGUUACGCUAUGCGCGCACGUGUAACUGAAUAUUAACUGAAUCGAUCAGUCUGACUGAUCAGUGACCAAUGUGAGCGGCUCUCUCUCUGGAUAUCAGCAGAUUCAAUGCAAACGAGAGCCGGAGGUGAUGAAGGAUCAGGGCCGAUGCUGCAGAGGAAGGAGUCGUUUUCUCUCCUCUCCACAUCAGAGAAGUGGCUCUUCAGUAGGAAGAAGAGGAAGCAGAGGAAGAGAGAUGCGGAUUCGCUCAGUCUGUGCAGCUUGGACAUCAAUGAGCCCAGCAGCAAGCGUGUGAAGCCUCUGUCUCGAGUGACGUCGCUGGCGAAUCUCCUUCCUCCAGUCAAAGCUGCUCCGCUCAAACGCAUCGGACAGACGCUGCAGCGCUCCAUCAGCUUCCGCAGCGACUGCAGGCCGGAGAUCACGGCUCCGCGGCCCUGGAGCAGGCAGAUCGCGCCGCCCAUCACCAAACGCCGCGACAGCAAGCUGUGGAGCGAGACCUUCGACCUGGGCCUGGGACAUAUGCUGUCCUCCAAAGAGAUCAAGAGACAAGAGGCUAUCUUUGAGCUGUCUCAGGGAGAACAGGACCUGAUUGAGGACUUGAAGCUGGCCAAGAAGGCGUAUCGUGACCCCAUGCUGAAGCUGUCUAUUAUGACCGAGCAUGAACUCAAUCAGAUUUUUGGCACGCUGGACUCCCUCAUUCCACUGCAUGAAGAUUUGCUGAGUCGACUCCGAGAGGCCAGAAAGCCGGACGGCUCGACUGAUCACGUGGGCCAUAUUCUAGUAGACUGGCUUCCUUGUCUUGAAACCUACAACAGCUACUGCAGUAACCAGGUGGCAGCCAAAGCACUGCUGGACCAUAAGAAGCAGGACCAUCGGGUGCACGACUUCCUCCAGCGCUGUCUGGAGUCGCCCUUCAGCCGCAAACUGGACCUCUGGAGCUUCCUGGACAUCCCUCGCAGUCGCCUGGUCAAAUACCCGCUGCUGCUGCGAGAGAUCCUCAAACACACGCCCAACGAGCACCCUGACCGCCAGCACCUCCAUCAAGCUAUUAACAUGAUCCAGAGCAUCGUGGCGGAUAUUAACACCCAGACGGGCGAGUCAGAGUGCCGCUACUAUAAAGAGCGCUUGCUGUAUCUGGAAAGCGGUCAGAGAGAUCUGCUGAUCGACAGCUCGCGGAUCCUCAGCUGCCACGGAGAGCUCAAGAACAACAGAGGAGCCAAGCUGCAUGUGUUCCUGUUUCAGGACGUGUUGGUGAUCACGCGGGCCAUCACCCAGAACGAGCAGCUGUGCUAUCAGCUUUACCGGCAGCCCAUCCCCGUCAGAGAUCUGGAGUGGGAAGACCUGCAGGACGGAGAGAUGCGCCUCGGAGGAUCCAUCAGAGGAGCCUUCAGCAACAACGAGCGCACCAAGAACUUUUUCCGGGUGGCUUUUCGCAGCGGAGGACAGCUGCAGACGCACUGCUUCCAGGCCAGCGACACCUUCAAUAAACAGCAGUGGCUCAACUGCAUUCGACAGGCCAAAGAAGCUGUGGGCUCUGAGGAGUCCGCGACAGAGACACAGACAGCAGCGCCGUGCUCAGACUGCAGCGUGAUGGACCUGACAGAACUAACCCUCACGCCUGUGAAAACAUGAGCCAUCCGGUUCAGUAUUGUGCUACAGAAAAGCAAGCACUUCUCUUGAGACUGACGCUGCUGUCCAUGGUUCUGUGUCAUUCUGUGCCUUGCUUUCACUGCGCUGUUGUUUGUGGCAGUCGUUCAGAAACUGAGCAUCUGGGUCCAGCGUUUCACUUUAAUCUCACUGUCUGCACCUGAAAAGCACUACUGUCUGCGCAUGAAAACAGUCACGUCGGUGUAAAAGGUGAAAUAUUGUUGAGGUGUUUCAUGUUUGUUCCGUAAUCACUAAUAAAAAAUGACCAGUCGAAUGUUUUCACGAGUAAAGGGCGAUCACAGUAUUUCUGAAUAAGGAAUAUAUAUAUAUAUGUAUAUAACUACUUCUGUCAAACGAUUAAUCGCAUACAAAAUAAAAGUUUUGUUUACAUAAUAUAUGUAUGUGUACUGUGUAUAUUUAUUAUGUAUAUAUAUAUAUAAAUACACACACAUGCAUGUAUAUAUUUUGAAAAUAUUUACACGUAUAUUCUUAUAUUUUAUAUUAUAUAUAAAUAUAUUUAAUAUAUAAACAACAUAUUUUUCUUAAAUACAUACAUGCAUGUGUUUGUAUUAUUAUACAUAAUAAAUAUACAGUACACGCAUAUAUUAUGUAAACAAAACUUUUAUUUUGGAUGCGAUUAAUCGUUUGACAGCACUAAAUAUUACACAUAUUCAUCUCAUAGAGCAUGUCUCAGCACACAGUCGAUGUCGGAUCCAAUGAUGAAUAUUAAAACUAUUGAAGAAUCCACAAACGAAUUCUUGUGAAGCACUUUGAAAGGAGCUCAGUUCUGUGAGACACUGUGGUGGAAAUAUCAGCUUUCUACAUAAACUCUUCUGUAGCAGCUUGUUGGAAAACACUGCAGCUAAACAGAAAGUCUCUUGUGCCACGCAGAUCAGCGCAAUCUCUGUCAUAGUGUUUUUGUGUGCGCCGAACCAACAACUUACGCUGUAAAGAGAGCAAUCUUUGCCCAAACGUGUCUGGUGGUUUUCAGUAUUGUGCAGUGCUCAGUUUAUAAAAGUCUUUUAUUCGGUUUCUUUUACAUUUUUUUUUUUUUCUCUUGAAAGUAUUGUAUUGAAAUGUAUGAUAUAAGAUGUUUAUUUAUAGUUUGUUUUUCUAUUUUGGUUGCUGUUGGAUUAAAAGGAAAUGAGAGGUUUUAUGUUGUAGAAAUGAGAAACGAUGAGAAAGGAAAGUGCGCAGGGCCAUAUGGAAGAGUUUGAAGGAAAACCGAGGUGGAAAUGCAUGUUUAAUACAUGAGAGAGACUGACGGUGUGUAACAAAACGGAAGAAAAUCAAAUAAACAUUUAAAAAACCUA
Onychostoma macrolepis is the source of this 3094-nucleotide messenger RNA. It is a transcript of the gene arhgef3, whose product is annotated as Rho guanine nucleotide exchange factor (GEF) 3. The transcript has 12 exons. Gene Ontology annotation, biological process: positive regulation of Rho protein signal transduction; intracellular signal transduction. The record is from RefSeq and is a predicted model, not a curated record. Gene Ontology annotation, molecular function: guanyl-nucleotide exchange factor activity. NCBI's taxonomy places the organism in Eukaryota, Metazoa, Chordata, Actinopteri, Cypriniformes, Cyprinidae. Bases 243 to 1766 code for a protein of 507 amino acids.